Cyclopterus lumpus (lumpfish) is the source of this 5312-nucleotide messenger RNA. It is a transcript of the gene bicral, whose product is annotated as BRD4 interacting chromatin remodeling complex associated protein like. The record is from RefSeq and is a predicted model, not a curated record. The transcript is spliced from 13 exons. Gene Ontology annotation, biological process: positive regulation of DNA-templated transcription. NCBI's taxonomy places the organism in Eukaryota, Metazoa, Chordata, Actinopteri, Perciformes, Cyclopteridae. Gene Ontology annotation, cellular component: SWI/SNF complex. Bases 369 to 2753 code for a protein of 794 amino acids.
UUCCUUUUUUUUUUUUUUUGGAAAGGGCGACAUUGCAUCCUCUCUAAUUUUGGAGCAUUGUUUUGACUGUUGCCUUUUGUUAGUAAAAUCACCAGGAAGUCCAUUAUAGUGCGGAUAUUCAAGAAGGGAAAAAAACACCCAAUAUUCUGUAAUAAAAUGACCGUUUAGCAUGUUUCUUGGUAUAUUUUACAUCAUGGUGGUGUUAGUUCACGCAGUCUGUUUUGCUCUGAAGCCCUGUCGUUCUUUGUUCUCCCUGAACCAAAGAUGGAGGCUGAACGUGGCUCUGUUGUAACGACAGCCUAUGGCAGGCCCAGGAAACAAAGGGUGUUAAAUGACUGAACUCAUGCUUCCUGCUGGAAAUCUGUGUCAUGGAUGAUGAGGAUGAUCGACAUCUUCUGGAUAUUUUAGGAGAUGUGGAUGCAUUGAAUGACUAUCUCCAUGGCAGCAACAGCAAGUCUAUUGAGGAGGAUGAUGUGACAAAUGCAGCUUUCGGGUCAGACGCGUCCUUCUUUUCUAGCGACACGGUUGGCUCAAACUCUGGCCUCAAGGAUGGCUCUUCUUCAAUGGGGGAAUUCGGCGACGAUUCAACAGGGGCAGGCCUCCAGCUCUCCAGCAGCCUUUCAUUUAUCGAGGAUGAAUUGGGGUCCGGGGACUCCCCCGGAGGGGUGGAUCUUGGGGGAGAGGACCAGCCCUUUGACAUCCUACAGAAGUCUCUCAUGGAGGCCGACAUCACGGAGCAGACAUUGGCCCAGGAGGCCUUACUAGACUCCCAGCCGGCUCCCACUCUGGUGCAGGCUCCCGUCCCCUUCCCCUCCCAGCUGGUCUCUGGGGGUUAUGGAGGGGGCGUGGGUAUGGUAACCACGGCGACAGCUGCGUUUCCCACAGGCCAGUUUCUGCAAGGAGUCUCCCAGCUGCCCAACGGCUCCGCCCAGCACAUCCAGGUGUUGGGGUCCUUCGGGGCGGGUGCUGGUGUGAUGACUCUGAGCAACCUGGAGAGAACUCCUCAGCUUGUGCUGAGGCCGGGCGCGCCUGUGUCCGCAGCAGGGGGGGCCGCAGCAGGGGGGCAGGUGUUUGCUCCGACCCAAGGGCAUGUAGGUCAAGUGGGCUUACCUUUCAAAAACAUCCCCCUUCAAAACAUCAUCAUCCAGAGAGGCCCCGGAGGGACCCAGACUCUCGUCAGACCUAUCCAGCCUAAACCGCUCCAAUCUGGGGCUCAGACUGUCUACAGCCUCGGCCUCCAGCCCACUCCAACCACCAUGGCUAAUGUAGUUAACGCUAACACGGCUUCUCCUGGGGGGCAGUACACAGCCAAUGGCUCCAUUGUUGUGCAGCCCUCCCUGGAGCAGCAACAAGCGCAGGCCCAGACAAAUAUACCACCUGGACAGUUCUUGAUGCCCAGCUCGUUGGCACUCACUCCAGCCAGCACCAUCCACAACGGCCCCGUCGACCCCAACUCAAAUGCCCUAAUUAACAGUCAGAACGCGGUGCAGAUCGUCGCAGGGCAGAACUUCACUGCGCCGCCGGGGGGCCAGCUCAUUUUGAAUCAGGGAGUCGUCAGUCGGAGUCAAGUUGGAGGAACCGUAACUCAAACAUGGACCGGAGUUUCUUGUGCGAGCGCCGCCCCCGUUCAGACAUCGUGCGAUCCUGGGCGUCUGACUCUGGUUGGCCCGGCGACGGCGGGGAUCAGCGGUCAAGGCCAAGUGUUGGCUAGUCCCGUUCAGCGCCUUCUAGUGACUCAAACUCCGAAUUGCACUUCUCUGUCCCCUUUAGCUGGUACUGUGACGCAGGAGCAAGACUACAGACAGAAUUCUUCCUCUCCUGCCCUCCUCAGCAGCAUACAUGCCAUGACAACCAUGACUCAAGAUUCAAAGCUCAACUCUCAGGUCAGUGCUCAGAAGAGACCUGCCCUUCCGCCGCUUACAAGAGGAGAAUUGAUUUUACUACAGUUGAGGAAGGAUCACGCUGGAGUUGAGACCCUCGAUCCUCGUCGAUUCAAUUCCAUCGACGAUGCGCUGCAAAGACUCCUCCCGUACCACGUGUUCCAGGGGGCUCCACCCAGCCAGGAGGAGUUCUCACAGGUGGAUGACGAAUUUGAGGUAGUUGCAACUCAAGUGCUGAUGAGGACCCAUGUCAUGGUGAACAAAUACAGACGGCUACUGAUGGUGGAAGCGGAGCGUUCCAGUCCGUCAUCAGAAAUGGUGAUGAUUGACAGGACCUUCAACCAAGAGGAGCGCAGCAACCUGACACAAGACAAACGCAUGAUACUCGUGGAUCCAGACACCUUCUUCGAAGACUUCUGUUGCGGGAUGAAAUCCAAACUUUCCCAGGAUCCCGCCCCCUCUCCGUCGUCGUCCAGCUGUAGCUGGAAUCAGUCAGACAGAGGCUCCGCAGAGCCACCGCACAGGACAGACUCCCAGCCCGGGUGUGGAGACCCGGGAGGGGGCGGCGAUGUAGGACCAGGUGCAGCGGAAAGACUCCACCCUCCGCUCUUGGAGAACAAGAGCGUCCUGGAACUGAAGAGAUCCCAGCAACACUACGGGCCCAGCAGCGGGAGCAACAACAGCCUCCUCGCGGCCAACAGUUAUCCCCAAGGUAACCCCUCACCCUUCGCAGCCACAACGAGAGGGCAGACGAACUACCAGCUGUCCUCCCAGCCGAUGCAGCCCGAGUACCCCGCUCAGCUCACCUCACCCCCUCACGGCGACACAGACUCUGCUCUAGAGGCGGCGGUCAACAGCAUCUUGGAAUGUUAAGACUGAUAUCAUCCCUAGUUUUGACUUCUUUUUGUGUGCGCGUGUGUACAUUUUGUUUUUGUCAAACUCUCCUGUUGUAAUAUUUGUUGUAUCCACCCCCCCCCCCUUAUUCCCUGUGUGAAGAGAGGUUAACUCUUCUUUCAGGUCUAUUAUGUUUGUUAUACCAUCUCCGGCCAUGUAGCAUGUAUUUAGUUUGUUUUGGUGAUUCUUUUUGUUGGGGGGGGGGGGGCAGGGUUUGGUAUGAAGUAUGAGUCAGAGACUCCAGGGGAAUGCAGGCACUCAAGAUUACCUAUGAACAUCUGGGUACGUGUGCAAUGCAAUGUACUCACAGAUGGAAUUAUUUGUUGUUUUUUGUUUACAUUUCACAUUAUUUCAAAGGGGAAGGAUCUGCAAUUUCAGUAGCUUGAAAAUAGGUGUCCCUCUGUUCUCAAACGCACCAUUAAUCUUUCGUGCCAGUUGAUUUACCUAUGCUGAAGAACGGGGGACGAGGAGGAGGGACAAAAUGACAAAUCUGUGCCUAAUUCUAGGUUUUUAUUUUGAAGUGUUUACAUGAAGGAUCUCUAUUCAAAGAUAUCCGUCGACUUAGUUCCUUCCUGCAUUACAAACAUGCACAAUACACACACGCAUGCACGCUUUAGUGCAACGUGUUAUGUAGUUUCAUGGUUCGGAGGCGUAGAUUUCCUUUACGGUUUAAGCCCAGUAGACACAUUCACAUAGACGAAUUGCACUAAACGUACUGUUGCUUAUUCCAGGAGCUAUAUGAAUACGUGGCUCUCGUUGACAUCCGGUGUGCGCUCGGCUAAACAGAAUGUGAAUAUUUGGAUACACAACCAAAAUCUAUUCGCCUGCUUUCAGCUGCCUGCAACAAGGAUAACCUCUUAAUCACACUAGCAACCUUUCAAACCAGUCACAUAGACGUAUAUAAUAGUGUUAUUGUACUCGGCAAUGCUUUUUUUCUUGUGCUCAAGUCACAUUUUCUUUGGCAUUUUUUCUUUUGUACCUUAAAGGUAUGCAAACCCCGACACAGACGCAGGACAAAUACUCAAUCUCAACCACUUUUUGUAGUUUUUUUCAGUUCUUUUCAGUCUGUUUGUGUCAAGGGGAGCUUAGUCCUCAGAUUGAGGAAGUUAUGUUACAGUAUGUUUCUUUUAAUUUUUUUUUUUUAUAGAAAUGACAUUAAAACAUAUUUUUUUGUUGGCUGUGAUGUGUUUCCCCCGACAAUAUCGUUUAAAUGAUCCUGGAAGGUUAUUGACUGUCUGUACGUUGGUCCCGCCUUCUGCAUAUUGAUCGUAUCCAGCUAUCUAUGCUUUGCUACCGUAACACGUCGAUCAGUGUGCGUGCAUAUUAAUCUGCACGCAUCCGCACUGGUUUACGACGGUGUUCCCAUGUAGUGCUGUUGUUGGAUUGCCAAACUUCUGACUUCAUUCCCGAGAGUUCGCUCAGUCCCCCAGGAUGUUUUUCUCACUUUGCACUGUUUCUUUUCAAGCUUUUCCCACAUUUCUCUCUCUCUCUCUCUCUCUCUCUCUCUCUCCCCACUCAGCAGCGCAACCAAAACUCAAACUAGGAGAGACUGUGGCCUCGUCCAGAAUCAGCGUCAGAUCUUUUCGAUCUCAGCCGUCGUGCUGGUGAGAACAGCUCUGUAGGGUUUUCCUCUGAAGCGGUGCCCCUAAAGCUCCCCGCUGUGUUCUCGAGUUUUCAUUUAGUUUUUUAACAGCCAAAAACUUAACUUACUGUGAGAUUUCAUCAUCAUAAAGAAUGCAUCCGAAAUAUUGGACGUUGUAAUUCUGUUCUCGGUUGUGCAUUUGUGAAAAUCCACAGAAUUCUGACACUUUUUUUUUUUUUUUUUUUUAGCAAGAAAGGGCGUUUGUUGUUGCCAAAACCAACACAGGAGGACCGAAGUUUAGGAUAAAUGUGUUAUAUGCUCUCAGGUUGAUUCUGGAUUGUCACUUUUCUCCUAUAAUCGUGUCUGUGAAAUAUGCUCGCCAAUAGGCUCCAGGAGCAGACUGAAGGCCUUUUUACAUGGGGGUGUGUUUGAGUGCCAGUGGCCGUCGCGGCCCGCCAGUAUCUCUGUCUCCACCCAUCUAGACCUCUUAUAUCUACCAGUACACACUGAGAAAAAACGGACACGUUCGUCAUGUGAGUUCUUUUAUUUGCUGCAAGACGUUGUGCCUCUAUAGCACUUAAAUCCGCAAGAAAGUUAGUUUAGGACUUUAAGUAGGGACGCGUUCAGGGCCGGUGGCACGUUGUGUUGUCCGGAUGCAUCUCAGUGUGUGACGGCCUGGCAGGAACGUCUUGUGCUUUCUUUUCCCCCCCGUUUUCAGUUCAGAAAUGUGUUUAUUUUUAUUUUUUCUGCCUCCAUUUACACUCUUGAUUUGUGUAGUUUGUUGUUUUGUACAAAAAUGAAAAGUGAAACACAAAAUAUUUAUAAUUUUUGUAUGGAGAAAAAAAAAAAAAACGAAGAAUGUUAAAAACAACAACAAAAAACAAGGAAAUGGAAAUUAUUUUUUAUUGUGUUGGCUAAGAAUGCGACAUCAUGAAAAACUGUUAGGGAAAAAAAAA